GACUCGGUCGGCUCGGUCGACUACGAGUCGAUGAUGUACGGCGAAGAGUACACCAAGGUGGCGCGCGAGCUCCGCCAGCAGGCCCAGGAAAAGGCCGUCGAGGAGGGCAAGCCCAUCGUCGCCGCGGUCGCCGAGAAGCCUGCCAGCGGGUACGCGGCCGCCUUGAUCAACGGCGCGGCGGCGGCGGCUCCAAAGAAGGAAGAGGCCCCGAAGAAGAAGGAGGUUGUCGAGUCGCCCAAGAAGGCGGCGCCGGUCAAGAAGGCUGUCGUUGUCGAGGCGAAGAAGGAAGUGAAGGAAGUGCCCGUCGUCGCGCCCACGGGUGCCUGGGGUGCGCGCUCGUUCUUGGACAUUGUGAAGGAGCCCAAGAAGGCCGAGGCCGAGGAAUAA
This is a messenger RNA of Saprolegnia parasitica CBS 223.65, 387 nucleotides long. RefSeq lists its product as hypothetical. The transcript has a single exon. The coding region runs from base 31 to 387 and encodes 118 amino acids. The record is from RefSeq and is a predicted model, not a curated record. NCBI's taxonomy places the organism in Eukaryota, Oomycota, Saprolegniomycetes, Saprolegniales, Saprolegniaceae.